UACUAUGGUGUUGAGGAUUUGUUGAGGUUGAUUGGGGGCAUGAGUGCGAAUAAAUUGAAUGUGUUCCAUUGGCACAUCACGGAUUCACAUUCGUUUUCGUUGGCUUUGAAAUCGGAGCUGAAACUUGCCGGAAAAGGAUCGUACGGGUUGAACAUGCAGUAUUCGAUGGAGGAUGUAAAGCGGAUCAUCGAACUCGGGUUGGAACACGAAGUCCGAGUCAUUCCGGAGAUCGAAAUGCCAGCACAUACCGGAUCAUGGGCCGAAGCUUAUCCGGAGAUUGUAGCUUGUGCCAACAUCUGGUGGCCGGCUAGGUCCCCAUGGGAAGAUCGGCUUGCAGUCGAACUAGGAACUGGUCAACUGAACCCUUUAAUACCCAAGACGUACGACGUUGUCAAGAACAUCAUCAAAGAAAUGACAACCCUGUUCCCAGAUUCAUUUUUUCAUGUCGAAGCUGCUGAUAUCAUUCCGGGUUGUUGGACGGCUGACGACACCAUCCAAAAGUAUCUUGCCAGUAACGGGACUCUCAGUCAGGUCCUCGAGAUCUUCAUCAACUCGACCAACCCUUACAUUUUGUCGCUUAACCGAACCGUCAUCCAUUGGGAGGAUGUUCUUCUCGAUGCUGAAAUCAAGGUGAAUCCUUCGAUUCUCCCUCCCGAGACCACCAUCAUGCAAACAUGGAACGGUGGCCCGAACAACACAAAAAAACUGGUGUCAGCCGGUUACCGAACUAUAGUGUCCUCCUCCGAUUACUAUUACUUGGAUUGUGGACACGGGGAUUUUGUCGGGAAUAACAGUGCUUACGAUCAACCACCGGGUUUCGAACAGGGAAAGGGUGGAUCGUGGUGUGGGUCGUUCAAUUCAUGGCAAUUGAUAUACAAUUACGAUAUAACAUACGGGYUAAAMGARACCGAGGCAAAGUUGGUCUUGGGUGGGGAGGUGGCUUUGUGGUCCGAGCAGGCAGACCCCACGGUUCUUGAUUCACGGAUUUGGCCUCGAGCCUCGUCUAUGGCYGAGGUGUUGUGGUCCGGGAAUCGGGAUGAGACCGGGAAGAAGAGCUAUGCGGAGGCCACAAAUAGGUUGAACGAGUGGAUUAACCGAAUGGUUAGCCGAGGGGUGAAAUUCGAACCAAUUCAACCGCUAUGGUGCAUUCGAAAUCCCAGCAUGUGUGAUACCCUUAACCCCUUCUGA
Messenger RNA from Cynara cardunculus var. scolymus (artichoke), 1188 nucleotides. RefSeq names its product beta-hexosaminidase 2-like. Gene Ontology annotation, molecular function: beta-N-acetylhexosaminidase activity. The record is from RefSeq and is a predicted model, not a curated record. Gene Ontology annotation, cellular component: membrane. Lineage: Eukaryota; Viridiplantae; Streptophyta; Magnoliopsida; Asterales; Asteraceae. Gene Ontology annotation, biological process: carbohydrate metabolic process; glycosaminoglycan metabolic process.